This is a messenger RNA of Neoarius graeffei (lesser salmon catfish), 4702 nucleotides long. It is a transcript of the gene mbnl2, whose product is annotated as muscleblind-like splicing regulator 2. The transcript is spliced from 9 exons. The record is from RefSeq and is a predicted model, not a curated record. Gene Ontology annotation, molecular function: metal ion binding. Bases 697 to 1848 code for a protein of 383 amino acids. Lineage: Eukaryota; Metazoa; Chordata; Actinopteri; Siluriformes; Ariidae.
CUUCCUGAAAAACACAAUCAAGCUGUCAAAUGCUUGUUGCUCGAAGGAAAGUCGGCGCUCGUGUUUAAAAAAAAGUAUCGCGUUAACCGUAACCGACGCGCUGUCGGUGCAGAUCCUGUUCGGAUGGUGACAUGUUGAAUAGCGCGUCGAGGUUUUUGUUUUUGGUGUUUAAAACAGAGUCGUGAGUAUUUCUUUUCGCUCCCAGUUUGGCUGUACUGGGUGGGUUGGCGUGUCGGUGGUUCGUGACUGUCGGUGUGGCUAGCAGCGAGAUUUCGUGGCGAUGAGACCGUUAUCAAGAAGUGCCUUUCAGAUGACUCCCUGUGUCGCUGAUCUCUGGUCUCUGCCUGCCUGUACCACCCACACUUCUCUUUCUCCACCUCAGUCAGAGUACUAAUCCUCCCACCUCAAACCGUUCCUUUCUCCACCUGACUGCAGCAUUCAGUCCCACCCACAGCCAAGGGAAAGCAUAAAGGGGGAGGAAAUUAUAAACUGAGCCUGCUGUCAAAGUAGUCAGAGGAUCAUGCUUUGCAGGAACAUUACAUUUCUUAAAUAAAAACAGACGUGUGAUUCACAGUCCACCAACCUAUUACAGUGUCCUUUUACAGUAAAUAACUGCACCAUAACCAGACAUCCUGAACGUAGUGGAUAAGUGCCCAUAUAUCUCGUUUAGUGAGUUUCACUGUGGCUGUCAGCAAAAUGUCUGUGGCAUUGCCAGCUGUGCGCGACACUAAGUGGCUGACUCUGGAGGUGUGUCGUCAGUUCCAGAGAGGCACAUGCUCUCGCAGUGACGAAGAAUGCAAAUUCGCGCACCCGCCCAAGAGCUGUCAGGUGGACAAUGGCCGAGUCAUCGCCUGCUUCGACUCCCUCAAGGGUCGGUGUUCAAGGGAUAACUGUAAAUACCUGCACCCUCCAUCUCACCUGAAGAGUCAGCUGGAGAUCAAUGGAAGGAACAACCUGAUCCAGCAGAAGACGGCUGCAGCCAUGUUGGCCCAGCAGAUGCAGUUCAUGCUGCCAGGAGCCAGUCUGCCUACUGUGUCUUCUUUUCCUGUUGGUCAGAGUCUGGGGCCAGGACCUGGGAUCAGCUACUCCCCGUACCUCUCUCCUGUCACUCAUGGGAUGGGGCUGGUUGCCACGGAGAUGCUCCCGAGCAGCCCUGUGAUUGUCCCUGGCAGCCCUGCGGUAGCAGUGCAGAGCUCAAACUCCUCUUCCUCAUCUCAGAAAACACUGCGCUCUGACAAACUGGAGGUGUGUAGAGAGUUUCAGCGGGGGAACUGCUCCCGAGGAGAGACAGACUGCCGGUUUGCCCACCCUAGUGACAGCCCCAUGAUUGACAGCACUGAUAACACCGUGACAGUGUGCAUGGACUAUGUGAAGAGCCGCUGCUCCAGAGAGAAGUGUAAAUACUUUCACCCUCCUGCUCAUUUGCAGGCACGCCUCAAAAGCUCCCAGAGCACACAGAGCACUGCUGCAACCGCUGCUAUGACUCAGUCAAGUGCCAAAGUGCUGAAGCGACCCCUCGAGGCAGCUGUUGACAUGGCGUUUCCUCACAGCAUGUUGCAGCCACUGGCUAAGCGAGUGGCUCUAGAGAAGAGUGCAGGGCCUGGUGGUCUGUUAAACCCCAGUGUUCUUCACUACCAGCAAGCUCUUGCCAGCGCACCUCUGCAACCUUCUACUGCACUGUUCCCUACAGGCUCAGUCUUGUGCAUGUCUCCUGGACCUGGCAUCGAUCAUUUUGAAAUAGAGCGCAGGAGAGGGACAGAGUGCCAGCGCAACGUACACACACUUCUUAAACGAGUGUGUGGAUAUAACAUCCUCAACUCCACAGAAUUGCCGCUACCUGCAUGCUGACACACACACACACACACACACACACACACACACACUCACACACACAUACAGCCUAAUAAUAUUUUCCCUCUAGUUAUGUUCAAGAAAUAAAUUAUACAGACAUAUACAGUAUAUAUAUAUAUAUAUACAGUAUACACAACAAGAAACUAAUUAUACAGUGUACACAAGAAGAAACUUAUUAAUCAUAUAUGUUUCUAACUUAGUUUCACUGGAACAAAAUCUUACUCUUUUUGCUUGUUUAAGUACAUUAUAUAAUUAUACAGUCAUACACAGUAUCAUCAUCAGUGUUGAGUAUGAAGUCAUUCAACACGUGUUUUACUGUGUGACUCUAUUUGCACUUUUUUUUUUUUAAAGAAAAAGGGCAACAUCUUGAGAAAGACUAUUGAAAGCCCAGUUUGAGGAUUUACACAAUUCUCUCCAAGCGGAGUCCAGAGAUUUAUAAGAGUUUAUCUGCCUGCACCGGCAUCAGAAAGGACUGUCUAACCGAGUGCCGAAGCACGUCAAAGCCAUGCAGGAGGAUGGCAGGCAGCGUGUCACAACCCUGUAGGAGAACGUCAGCCGGCAUGUGAAAGCUAUGCAGGAGAAGGACAGAGUGAGUUCACCUCUCGGCUCCACCCUUAAUGCUUUGCCUGAGCACUGCUGCAAUACGGCAGCCUGGAUAAAGAGAACUCUGUUAGCCAAAUUAUUGAUAGAGGAAAAAAUAAAAUAAAGAUUUUCACCUAUAGGAGUGGCCAAACAGGAUAGUGACACACUAACCCUUUAAGACUUGAUGUGAAUCUGAACUUUAUUACAGCCGUUCUUUUAUAAUUUCUUUAGCUGAAAAAUUAGUGUGAAAGUUUUGCCACCGUAGAGGUUAUUCUCUUAUUCUCUUGAUACUGUGCCGUUGGAAGAGAGUGAAAAAGGAGAGAAGCAAAGAGAUGAUUGUGUGCACUUGUGUGACUUUAUAUGUGCGUGUGUUUGUGCAUAGAAACAGAGCAUAGCAUAAGUAACUACACCUGAGCUCUACAGCUAGACUCGGGGUCUAGACGUCUCAGCAGUGUGAGCUGUUUAGUCGAGCCAAACUGGGUUGCGUUCAUCCUGUUUUUGGUUUCUGUAUUUAUUCUGUUAUGAUUCUGUAUAAGUGCCUAACAAUGUUCUUUACAAGCAUAGUAUGGAUACAGAUUCGAACUGUUCAUGUUUAAUUAUGUUGCUGCAAUCUGUCAUUCUCUCUCGAAACACGGUAAAAAAUGAUUUAAAGGUUGUCCAUGGACGUUAUGUUCACUGUUAAUUUAAAAAAAAAAAAUCUUUGAUGAAAACAAUAACAGAUUUGUUACUACUAACACAAAAACCAUGUCCUGUACAAGAGGAGUCAGUGGCUGCUGUUUGGGAAAAACCUUUUCUCUACUCUGCAUAUACAAUUUUCAAGCCCUUUUACAAGAUGAAUUUGACUGAGGUGGAAAAGAUGCAGGUUACUGCGUCUCGGACUUCUAGCAUCUGUCGAGAAACAAUAUUCCCAAAGUAGCACUUCUUCAUUUAACCAGUUGCUUUGGGUCAAAAAUCACAAUUAAAAUGGAUGUUUUAUUGGUAGGCCUUUAAGAUUUAAGAUUCUACUUACAUUUAUCUCAUUUCCUAGAGCAUUGAUUGACAACAGUGUGACAUGUAACUGACCUAAUACUUAAUAGCUCUAUUAUUGUAAUCCACUUUAAUUUAGGAGACAGUCAAUCAGAUAAUUUCAAUUUGUAAGUGUGUUUGAGUGUUUUUAUGUGUGUUUUUAAUUCAGGGCGGAGAUAAAAUGCCAUGUGAGAACCUAGACAAUCUUUAGUUUAGAUACGCAAAGGCACUGCUCAGACUUGUAGUCAUUUAACUUCUCAGCAUUGCCUGAGGAUAAUUUAUGUUGUGAUCUAUAAGAUAUAUGAGAACUAUUAUGUAAUGUUACGGUAUUGAUUGUGGUUAAUGGACCAUUGUUAUGUUUUGUUUUGAGAUGAAUGUAAUUUAUUUGAUGUAGGGCCUUGUUGUUCAGAUGCUGUUUUAAAAGGACAGCUUGGUGCCACCUUCCUCUCCUGCAUCACCUGACUUGUGUAGGAAGAGAAAAGCAGGGUGCGUGACUUUGGAAAGUUACAGUGUCCUCACUAUAAAGCAUUGAGCGUUACGUCGUAUUAAUUACACAGUUGUUUGUGAAUCUAAUGCUUUGAUAUAAUAGUCGUCGUUUGAGGUGUGUAACUAUGGCAGAAGUCAGCUUUUGUGAAAGAAAAGCCUAGCAGUGAGUAACGCAGGUAGCCAGCUGAGAGCAACAUUCGACACUGCAUGACACAUCAGUGCAGGUCAGGCUGCAGAAGUGUUCGCGUUAUGUCAAAUUAAAGACAACAUUGCAUUUCAUUUUAUCGUUCACUUCUUUUAUGUGAUAAUAUUUUAGAACAGUACUAAUUUGUUAAUGUGACUUCAAAAUUGCUAUGAAUGAUACUGUUUUUGUAAGCGAUGUUCCUUUUUUGUUGUUGUUGUUGUUGUUGGGUUGUUGGAUUUUUUUUUUUCAAUAUGGUAGGUUCAAGUAUAUUUUCCUACAGCUGGAAAAAAUACUUCGUUUCAAUGCCUUAUUGUCAUGGACCAUACUAUUUAAUUGAAAAAAAAUUAGUCUUAAUUUUUUCACUUAUUCUUAUAAAUGUUUAUACAGGUUUAUUUCCAUUGUCCAGGUGUAAAUGCACAUUCAUUGGAAUUUCUUAUAAAACAACAUACUAGUGCUAGAAAAAAAAAAAAAGCAGUGUGUCGUCACUCUGGAGCAUGAGCACGAUCCUGCUGUGACACACUAACAGAUCAAACAUGACUGACAUUACACUCAAAAAAAUAAAACAUUGGAUUUACUUAACCGAGUUAUGGCAAC